This is a messenger RNA of Penicillium angulare, 1506 nucleotides long. RefSeq lists its product as uncharacterized. NCBI's taxonomy places the organism in Eukaryota, Fungi, Ascomycota, Eurotiomycetes, Eurotiales, Aspergillaceae. The record is from RefSeq and is a predicted model, not a curated record. The coding region runs from base 1 to 1506 and encodes 501 amino acids. Gene Ontology annotation, molecular function: chondroitin hydrolase activity. The transcript is spliced from 2 exons. Gene Ontology annotation, biological process: polysaccharide catabolic process.
AUGACAUUUAACAACACCAUCACCGAGGAUCAUCCAAGUGACGAUUCUGUUCAAGUGUUCAGCGACGCAGACGAUUCAAGAAGCCCGACUAUGACGGAUUUCAGCCAUACAUCAGCUGAUAACGAUGUCUUCAAGAGUACACAGUCAUUCAAGCCGACCGAGGCGCCAGCUCUGAGAGAUCGAUUGCGUGAGUUGUACAGUGAUAAUAUCACGGCGAAGAUCCUACGGACUGCUGUAACCAGUAAUGGAAAAUACGAAUGCCGCGAGGCAGACUUCUGGACCUGUGGCUUCUUCCCUGGGUCGAUAUAUGCUGUGCUUGAACGUCUUAUCAAGUAUCCAAAGUCGACCUCUGCUGGAACAGGUAAUUCAACAGUUAUCCAAAAACUUCGCGACUUGGGAAAAACUUGGUCGGACCCAAUUCAUCCCAUGGGGGCUCGGACAGAUACACACGACAUGUCCUUCAUCAUCCAGCCAUCAAUGCGACCACUCUGGGAGCUCUUUCACGACAGGCGUGCCCUCGCAACAAUAAUCACUGCCGCGGACAGUUUAUACACCCGGUAUAACGACAAAGUCGGUGCUAUUCGUUCAUGGGACCAAUUGACCCAAAAGGGAGUUAACAUCACCUCCAUGGACCAGGACUUCCUGGUCAUUAUCGAUUCUAUGUGUAACUUGGAUCUCCUGUACUAUGCUGCAGCUCACACUGGCCGCGUUGAGCUUUUUAGUGCCGCAACUCGGCACGCGCACAAGCUUCUACGAACUCAUCUUCGCCAUGAAACAGGCGAAUUUUCCAAGCGCAAGGGAUACAACGGUCCAUUAUUCAGUACAUUCCACGUUACAAAUUUCAGUCCAAUGACUGGGAGACUCAAAGAAGCUCGUACUGGUCAAGGCUAUGCAAAGGAUUCAACCUGGGCUCGGGGUCAAGCUUGGGGAAUUCUUGGGUAUUCGCAGACAUAUCAAUGGACGGGCGAUACAGAAUUUCUCAUUGCAGCCUGUGGUCUAGCGGAGUACUUUCUCCUGCGACUAGAACUGUCCCCUAGCUGUGUUGAGCGCCCUGUCACAGCUGAUAGUGAUUCAGAGACUCAAGGACGCACCUGCGGUCGUUUUGUACCACUAUGGGACUUCGAUGCCCCUGUUGACGAGGCGAACCCACUCCGCGACUCAUCUGCGGGUGUCAUUGCCGCCAACGGUAUGCUGGUGUUGGCACAGAGCCUUCUUUCCCGUGGUGAACAUACCCAGGGCCGCCGCUAUCUUGAUGCUGCGCUUUUGCUAGUUGAAGAUGCCUUGAAAUUUUCUCUGGCUGAUGAAAAGGCCUCUAUCGUUGUUCGUGGACAGGAGGUUUCAGUGGAAGAUGUACGGCCAAAAGCUACAUUUGAGGCCAUUUUGAAGAAUGCGACCGCCAAUCAUAACGCAUCUGACCACCGACGUUAUUGGGACCAUGGACUGGUUUACGGAGAUUACUAUCUUAUUGAAUUUGGUAAUCAGUUGCUUCGAAUGGGACUUGUUUGA